UGCAGGGGACAAUAGUGAUGGUGAUGAUGAGGACAAUGUGGUGCUAGAGAACACUACUGUAGAUGAAUGUCACCCCAUUGAAGACCCAAAUGCUCCACCAAUCUUUGACAGUGAUGAAGAAAAUGAUAUUGAUUAUGAAGAUAUUGUCAAGACAUACAAAGUUGGAGAUGAAAGCAGUGAUUCAAGCAGUAGUGAAGAAGACAAUGAAGAAGUUUCUAAUGAUGACAAGAAUAAUGAUAAGGAUAAUGAUGGUCCUGAAGUAAAUGAUGAUAAAUAUUCCAAACCAAAGCUUGAUUACCAGAAGUGGAAAGAAAUGUUCAAUAUGCACAGUGAUGAAGAAGAAGAACCAUUAUUCCCUGUAGAAGAAGAGGUGACUCCUGUUGAUCCUACUAAGAUGGAGGUAAAGUAUGCUUUUAAUAACAAGAGUGCUUAUAAGAAACAUCUUAGGGGUUACUGUGUAAAACAUAAUUAUCAGUAUACGGUCUAUAAGAGUGACAAAACAAGAUUAAGAGUGAGAUGUAGGUUUAGGGAAGAGUAUGGCUGUAACUGGUUUGUAAAUGCUAGCAUAAAAAGGCAUGAGCCUACUUUUAUUGUUAGGAAGGUUAAUCUAGAACACACUUGUGUUGCGGAUCCAAAGAGUUUUAACAGAUCCGCGGAUCCUGAGUUCGUAAAAGAUGUGGUACAUGAGAAGUUAAAGCAGACAGCUGGGGCCUUAAUUCCAAAGCCUAAACACAUUGCAAGAGACUUUUUUGUAACUCAUAACAUCAAUAUACCUUAUAUUUGUGCAUGGAAGGCUAGAAAUCUUCUUUUAGAAGAUCUGUUUGGUAAUUAUGAAGACAGCUACAAGGAUGUACCCAUCUUUUGUGCAAUGGUGGCUCAUACUAAUCCAGGGUCUGUUGCUAAAUACACUUAUGGGAAAAGAGAUAAGACAUUCAUGAGCAUGACUAUUUCAUUUGCUGCACCAAUGAGAGGAUUUCAGAAAGCUUGCAGGGGAGUCAUAGGUUUAGAUGCAUGCCAUCUAACUGGCAAGCGUGGUGGUGUUCUAAUGGCUGAGUGA
Molecule: messenger RNA, 1057 nt
Organism: Papaver somniferum (opium poppy)
Lineage: Eukaryota; Viridiplantae; Streptophyta; Magnoliopsida; Ranunculales; Papaveraceae
Exons: 4
Coding region: 314-1057 (247 amino acids)
Source: RefSeq, a predicted model, not a curated record